AGAGAAACCGAAGCUGUGGGAGUUGUGAUGGGCACCCCCGAGGGGCCCAGCAAGUGACAGCCAUCCCCCAUGUGAAUGAGGACUUCAGCGAAGGAGCUCGUCCUAGACCUGACAGCGAGACAGCCAUACAGACGACACAAUGUCACUGAACACGCGAAUCCAGGCUGUCUGCCUCCUGCUCCUCAUCCUGGCCAGCCUGACCAGUGCCUCAGUUCUCUUGUACCAGACAAGACAGCUCGCAGACCUACAGACUCAGGACGCAGCUGGAGCCACGGCUGGCUUGAUGCCAGGGCUCCAGAGGCCGAGGCGAGACACCCACUUCCCCAUCUGCAUCUUCUGUUGCGGCUGCUGUUAUAAAUCAAAGUGUGGGAUCUGUUGCAAAACAUAGAGCCUCUCUGCCCUUCCCAUCCUUCCCUUAUUUAUUCCUGUAGCCCUCCAACACUCAGCGAAUGGUCUCGGAAUAAAAUGGCUGUUUCUAGCUUUUAUUUUCCAAA
Messenger RNA from Pteropus alecto (black flying fox), 494 nucleotides. It is a transcript of the gene HAMP, whose product is annotated as hepcidin antimicrobial peptide. The transcript is spliced from 4 exons. NCBI's taxonomy places the organism in Eukaryota, Metazoa, Chordata, Mammalia, Chiroptera, Pteropodidae. Gene Ontology annotation, cellular component: extracellular region. Bases 140 to 388 code for a protein of 82 amino acids. Gene Ontology annotation, biological process: intracellular iron ion homeostasis. The record is from RefSeq and is a predicted model, not a curated record.